ACAACCCAUAGAUGAGAAUUAGGUUAAACCCGGUUCGCUUAUAGAUGAGAGUCGGCUUAAACCGGUGCGACCCAGAGAACAUUGCAUUGAUGUUCGAUUACUCUUGAUUGCUCGGAAUUCUUCUCAAUCCCCAGUUUAUUUCAGUUGGAAAUGGAUAUUUAUGCAACCAAUCCUGGACCAAUUGAUGAGUCUGUAUUGUAUGAUCAAGAUAAACAUGUUUCAUCUGCAGUUUGGGAGGGGCAGGAGCGUGGUGCACUUAGAUGUCAUGAACACACUUCAAAGCUUGAUCAGUGGACACUCACAUCAAAACAGGUUGAAUUGGUAAAGAAGGCUGGAUUUGACUACUUAAGAUUGAUACCAGCAAUUAGUUUAGAUAACCCACUCAUAUCUGCAUUGGUUGAGAGGUGGAGGAGGGAAACUAAUACUUUCCAUUUCACUGUUGGGGAAAUGACAAUAACUCUUGAAGAUGUUGCAUACUUGCUUGGACUAACGAUUGAUGGUGAACCUGUUAUAGGUGUAACAUAUACCACCUGUGACGCAAUCUGUGUGAAGUAUUUAGGGAAAGCACCGGACACUAGGCACACAAGUGGGGGGAUGGUGAAGCUUAGUUGGUUGAAAGAGACCUUCUCUCAGUGUCCUGAGGAUGCACCAACUGAAAAUAUUGAGCGCCAUACACGUGCAUAUCUUCUUUACCUCGUUGGUAGCACAAUAUUUUCUACUACCACGGGUAACAAAGUCCCUGUCAUGUACCUCCCGUUGUUUGAGAAUUUCGACCAAGCUGGGAAGUAUGCCUGGGGUGCAGCUACAUUGUCAUUCUUGUACAGAGCUCUUGGCAAUGCUUCCCUUAGAUCUCAGAGCACCAUUAGUGGCUGUUUAACAAUGCUACAGUGUUGGAGUUACUGUCACCUGAAUGUUGGUCGACCAAAGUUUAAUCAUGACCCAAUCCAUGAUCAAUUUCCAUUUGUACUUAGAUGGAAAGGAAAACAGAGUGGUCCAACAACAAACCGUGAUGUAGCCUUUUAUCGUAAAGCAUUGGAUGCCUUAAAGCCAUCUGAUGUUGAGUGGUGUCCUUACACAAAUAUUAAUCGUAAUCUUAUACCUGAAGAAAUCAAACACAAUCUAAUUCUUGGAAGGUCAAAGACAAUGUUGAUUUGUUAUGACAAAGCAGAGAGACACCUCCCUGAUCGUUGCCUCAGACAAUGUGGCAUGCAACAACCAAUCCCAGAAAAUGUGCCACAGUGGGAGAGGAAGAGCCGUGGGGUCGAUGGGGGGGUGGAUUUGGCAGGAAAGAUGGAAUCAGAGCUUAAUGAAUGGUCAGAUCGUCGUCUUCAUAUUGUGGAGGGUGAUGAAGAUGUUGGGGGUGAUGAAGAUGUGGAUGACAGUGACUACAUGCAGUGGUACUUGAGAAUUACAAGGAAGUGGGUGGGAAGGCCAUUACCUAUCUCAUCUGAGUUUCAGAGAAUGAAUGCUGCGUUGAGGGACAUUGCACAUUUAGCAGAUACACUUUCUACACACGGGAUGGAUGAGCAGCAGAUAUACUCUGUUACAAGAAUCAGGGAUAUUGUGCAUGAAUGUUUGAGGGACGAGAUUGAAAAUUCAAUAGUAGUGGCAGCCAACCCACAAAAUGAACUUGGAAAAAGAGUAAGGGGAAAAGAGAGGGUAAGAAGGAAGUGUACGGAGAAGCGUAAGCAGAGGGAUGAUUCAGAGGAAUGUGUUGUCGCAUCUGUUGAACUCAUUGCUAUCGGGGUUGAUAACUCGAGGCUAUGUCAUGUAGAUUGCGAGUUUGAUCAUUCCCAGAUAUAUCGUCCUUUUAGCAUUAUUGAUGACUCUCAGUUUCGCCAUACAGGUGAUGAAGUUGAUCACAACCAACUUUCCCACACAGCGAGGGAGUGUGAGGUUGUUCCACAGUCAUCUGUUGAAACUGGCAUGGAUAGUCAGUAGAAUGAUUGUAGUUUCUAGUUUAGAUUAUGAAGACAACCGCUAGAUUUUGUAGAGUUUUUUCUUUCAGGUUUAUUGCAAGAGGUUGUUGAAGAUUAACGUCGUCAAUGCUUGUGAAAUGUGGCUGAGAUUUGCAGGAGUGGCUAGAGAACCAAAGCUCUUCCACUGUGACCUUGAUUGUAAUUUAUCUGCCAACUGACAUUGAGCAAGUCGGGUUAGCUAUUGUCCUUGCAUAUUUGAUGUUGUAUUGCUAGUUUUUCUUCAUAUAGAGACGACUUUAUAUAAUGGGAACAUUUUAAAAAUCUGGAUAUGUAUUCUGCAUUAUUAAAUCAUUCUGUAAAGUUAUUUAAAGAAUUUUUGUGGAUGCUAUGCUCUUCAACAACUCAGCUUCUCAAGCAUUAUUGACGUUAAAGCAUUUUCUGAA
Molecule: messenger RNA, 2362 nt
Organism: Camellia sinensis
Lineage: Eukaryota; Viridiplantae; Streptophyta; Magnoliopsida; Ericales; Theaceae
Product: protein MAIN-LIKE 2
Biological process (GO): meristem maintenance; meristem development
Source: RefSeq, a predicted model, not a curated record